Blepharisma stoltei is the source of this 336-nucleotide messenger RNA. The record is from the annotation of a GenBank genome assembly. NCBI's taxonomy places the organism in Eukaryota, Ciliophora, Heterotrichea, Heterotrichida, Blepharismidae.
AUGGGAUGCACAGGUUCUAUAGGUAAAGUUAAGAUUAUCAGAAAUAAAUCUGAUAAAUUAACAGAAAAAAACAAGAAAACAGAAAACCUUAUCCAAAUUCUAGGAAAUUGUGAAAAGGCAACAGAAUUUAUUAAGGUCGAAAAGAAUUUAUUCAAAAUCAGUGAAGUCGAUCCAGAUUUAGAAGAAUCAGGAAUGAUAAGUAUUUCUUAUCAUAAAAUAUCGACAAAUUGCUUAAGCACCGAAAAAAUUAAACGAACUCUUUAUAUAAAGGCUAGCAGCCAGCUUUUCAAUAGGAAUCAAAAAGUAAUGAGUCUAUUAAAAAGAUCAUACCAAUAA